GACUCUCCUAGCAGAGAUGGGUCAGAGAGAGGUUGUAGUGGCUCGGAGGUGGCUAAUCAUCGGUGGCAUUGGGUGUGAGGAGCCAACCGGCAGGGACCUGCCUUUGGAGGGUGUUUACCAGCAAUGUUCUGGCCCAAGUAACAUGCCGACCGGCCCAAUUGUGCUCUUUGCCUCACAAUUCAAUUUGAAUUCGAACUAUACUCAUGUUGGGUCAUCAGGUGGACUGAGGUUGAGAGUUUCACUUUCACAGCUUAGGUUGACAGCCGAGUUAAGUAAGAGUGGGUUGCCAAUUUCAAAGUUGCACCCCUCACUAGGGAGGGAGGGAGGGAGGUUGCCAAUUUCAAAUCUGGUAUAUGUAUGUGGGUUGGGCUAA
This is a messenger RNA of Ilex paraguariensis (yerba mate), 373 nucleotides long. The record is from the annotation of a GenBank genome assembly. NCBI's taxonomy places the organism in Eukaryota, Viridiplantae, Streptophyta, Magnoliopsida, Aquifoliales, Aquifoliaceae.